GACGCCGGCUGUGCGAAUUUUCCGAACUGACUGCCACACUUAUCCGCUUGCAUUCGUUACUCUUCUCUCGUUUCUUAGAAACUGCGAUACAUUGUUUUUUUGUUUUAACAAAAUUUCAAGUGACAAUGGCAUCAUCAUCAAUGGAUGUAGAGGAAGAAGAGGUUGAAAUGCCGACUUCGAGUAAUGCUAAAGGAGAAAAGAAACGUUUUGAAGUGAAAAAGUGGAAUGCUGUUGCUCUUUGGGCUUGGGAUAUUGUUGUUGAUAACUGCGCUAUUUGUCGUAAUCACAUCAUGGACCUCUGCAUCGAAUGCCAAGCUAACCAAGCUUCUGCCACCAGUGAGGAGUGCACCGUUGCCUGGGGUGUAUGCAAUCAUGCAUUCCAUUUCCACUGCAUAUCUCGAUGGCUAAAAACCAGGCAAGUCUGCCCUCUUGACAAUCGUGAAUGGGAGUUUCAGAAGUAUGGUCGUUAGCCCAAUUUUGCCAUCAAAUAUUUUUGUAUGUGAUUUCCAAGUUCAAGCAGAUAUGAUAAAGUAUCAGAGAAAAAAUUGCGUUAUCUGUUUAACAGUUACACUGUGGUUAGUAUUAAUUGUAAAACUAUUUUGUAACUUUAUCUUCAUUUCUGCUCUUUUAAAGAUUUUUCUUUCAUACGUGUACAAUACACUAUAAUAAAUUACUCUUUAUAUAUACUUUAUUUUCAUUUCAAACAAGUUUGACAAAUCCAAUUACAUGUAAAUAUUUCCAGAUGUAAGAAUAAAUAUGAUAUAUGCAUUAUUU
Phymastichus coffea is the source of this 774-nucleotide messenger RNA. It is a transcript of the gene Roc1a, whose product is annotated as RING-box protein 1A. Gene Ontology annotation, cellular component: cullin-RING ubiquitin ligase complex; nucleus. Bases 126 to 470 code for a protein of 114 amino acids. The record is from RefSeq and is a predicted model, not a curated record. The transcript is spliced from 5 exons. Gene Ontology annotation, molecular function: ubiquitin protein ligase activity; cullin family protein binding; zinc ion binding. Gene Ontology annotation, biological process: protein ubiquitination; ubiquitin-dependent protein catabolic process. NCBI's taxonomy places the organism in Eukaryota, Metazoa, Arthropoda, Insecta, Hymenoptera, Eulophidae.